GGCGAGUGCAGUCUCCUUUUGUAAAUGAAUGAUGGCUGAGCUGGCAGCCUCGCCUUCAUUCUGGAAAUUUCUGCGGCCAGCAAGCUCCGUCUGUGUCUUCCAUGCGGCCUCUUCUCCAUUUCAUCACUGUGGGGACUUCAUCUGAUGUGCGGUUUUCUUUCUCCCCCGACAUAUAUACGGAAGCUACAAGCUGGUGGCUAGCAGACUGUGUCUGUCUGGAAAUAGACUGCGAGCUCACGGAUGUUAAUGCAUGCAUUGGGAGAAUAAUUAAGCUGCAGUUAUUUAAGGAUAUGCCUUUGUGGCAUUUCAACACAGAAGCUGGCUCUCCAGCUUUUUCUUUCUAACGUGACAUCAUCCUUGGGUUUGACUUGGUCACAGACAAACGGUAAGAAGAAAAAUUAUAAAGGACAAGAAGUAUGGCAGACGAUAGGAAAGAUGAAGCUAAGGCACCGCACUGGACCUCGGGUCAGAUAGCAGAAGCUUCUUCACAUCCACAUGCUGCAGAGAUGAAGGAGCAAAGUGGCACAGGGGAAGGACUGGUCAGAAGUUCUAAUGGGUUUCCAUACAAAGAGGAUGAAGCUGGAGAAUAUGGUGCACAUGGACCACAGAGCUCAUAUUCCAGAACCAAAGAGAAUGGAAUCAAUGGAGAACUAACUACAGGAGAGAAAGACACUGCAGAAGAAGUAUCUGCAAGAAUAGUCCAAGUAGUAACUGCUGAAGCUGUGGCAGUUCUGAAAAGUGAACAGGAAAAAGAAGCCCAGUUCAAAGAUCAGCCAGCGCAAUUACCUUUAGCAGUUGAAGAAACAGCUAACCUGCCUCCUUCUCCACCCCCAUCACCUGCGUCAGAGCAGACUGGAACCCUGGAAGAAGAAGAAGAAGAAGAGGAAGAAGAAACAGUCAAAGGUCCCAUGGCUGAUGACCCCAAACCUGAGGCUCCCCUUGAUGAGAAGUAUGAGAAAAGGAGUGAGCCUGCUGAGCCUUUGGAACAAACAGAGGGUUUCUCAGAGGCCCAGCAGGAUUCCCUUCCUGAAGAUCAAGUGGAUCACAAUGAGGAAAAUAUAAUCCUCAUUGGAAAGGAAACCUCAAAAGCAAAACUACCUUCCUCCGGUGAGGAAGAUUUACUUUCAGCCUCGAAGAUGGAAAUCCAUGGACAGGAAGAUACGAGCCUUUUCGCAGCUACACCCUUGAGCACCAAGGAAGAAGAGAAAGGAAGUAAACCCAGUGAGCACCCCGUCCAAGAUGCCUUAGUUCCACAGCCAGCAAAAACAGAGACUAUAGAAAUGAGAGAACCACAGCUCACAGGAGAAGAGAUGGCAUUCCCAUCUCGGUUGGGAGAAACUUUGGAUGCAACUCUGCAAAAGAAAGAAGAGAAGGCUUCCACACCUCAAGAGCAAAGAGUUUUGUCAACAGAGUUGCAUAAGAAAAGUACACUAGAUGAAAAGGCCACAGAGACCCAGAAACUUGCAACAGAAGCAUCACCCUUGGAAUCUAAAGAUGAUCAGAUGACUAUUAUAAAAAAUGACUUUACUUCUCCUGCAAGCAUUGGUUCUUCUUUGCCCUCAGAACCUAUAGUGGACAUAGGCACAGUAACAAGUGCCUUUUUUCCUGAAACCUUACCAGGUGUUCCACAUACGUCUGUACCAGAAGAGAGUAGCAAAACAACACAAAAGUCUGCUAUUACAGAGAUUACCAAAGACCUUUCAAAAGAUCAAACAAUGAACAAAGAGCACAUAAAAAUACAGGAAGAAGAUUUUGCAGUGGUGGCUACAAGUGCCUCACAAGCCAAUGUAGAACAAACUCCAAGUCAAAUUCCCCUUUGGGAAGAAGAGAAAGAUAUGACUGAGGAUGAAAGUGAUGAAGAGAGGUACGCCAUGUCCAGUAGACAGAGGCUCAAAGAAUUGGAUGAUCAAUCUUUUGCUGUGCGUGACCAAAAACCAACCGUUCUGGAUAAAGAAGUUAUGGGAAAAGACAUUGACCCUAAAGAAGCAUAUGAUGCACCCAAAGCAGAAGAUUUGGGGAUACCUGGGGAAUCAACAACAUGGAAUAUUAAAGAAGAUGACAAAACAUAUGGUGCUGAGGUCAUGGCAGACCGAUUCAGUAAAGAUUUUUUUCCUGAAAAAUAUGAAGAGCAUUUGGAUACCGCUGCAUUACAUGAAACAAUAGAGAAAGCUCCAUCUGAAACACAUAAAGAACCCCAGGAAGACAAAUGUUCUGAAAAAGAAGGGAAAGGUAAAGUGUUUCCUGUUACAGAUUCAGAUCCCCACCAGAUGAGGAUAGAAGAAGAUAAAUCAGGUAUGUCUACAUAUUUUGAAACUUCCACUCUUAAAGAUGAAGUUAUCAAGAGUGAUAAAGUACAGCAAGGCAAUGAUUACUAUGAACUGAGUGAUUCAAAAGACCAGAUUUAUGAUAUUUACCAUAAAAAUUCCCUUGUAUCUAAAAAGGAGACUGAUGACUAUCAGCCAGAAGCACACCAACAGCCCAGUCCACCUGCUCAUCAAAUUGGAUACAGUACCCUUGCCCAGAGUUUCCCAGAAGAUGAUGCUAAGGAACCUAGCUCUCCUCCAGAAAGAAUGUAUACUAUUGAUCCAAAUGUGUAUGGAGAUAAGAGAGAACUCCACAAUAAAAAUAAAGAUGACUUAACUCUCAGCAGGAGCCUAGGGCUUGGUGGAAGAUCCGCUAUAGAACAGAGAAGUAUGUCAAUUAAUCUCCCAAUGUCCUGCUUAGAUUCUAUAGCACUGGGAUUUAACUUUGGACGUGCUCAUGAUCUUUCACCUUUAGGUUCAGAUAUUUUAGAUACGGGUAGUGGAGAUGAAGGUGAUGAUUACUUGCCCGCCACCACCCCAGGAAUAGAAAAAGCUCCCCCCUUCCCAACAGAAAGUAGGGAAGAAGAAGAAGAAGCAGAAGCAGCAGAAGAAGAAGUAGAAGAAGAAGCAGAAGAAGAGAGGAUAGAAGAGUCCAAAUUUAAAGAGUCAGGAGAGAUUCAGGUGGAGCCUUUAUAUGAAUCGCCUUUCCUAGCUAAAGAUUAUUACAAAAAUGGAACAGUAAUGGCUCCUGACUUACCUGAAAUGUUAGAUUUAGCUGGCACAAGGUCAAGAGUAGCAUCUGUGAGUGCAGAUACAGAGGUAGCACAAUGGAAAUCUGUUCCUUCAGAGGUGGUUGUUGAGGACAGCUCUGCAGUUCAGCAGUUUAUGACUGAUGAAAAUCACAUGACUCUAAAAGCUGACAGUCAAAUAGAAGAUUUAGGCUACUGUGUUUUCAACAAAUACACAGUACCAUUACCGUCUCCAGUUCAGGACAGUGAGAAUUUGGCAGGAGAAAGCUCCUCUUAUGAGGAGAAAAUGAGGAGAGGUGUAGUUACAGAUCUCUCAUUGAUAGAAGUAAAGUUGGCAGCAGCUGAGAGAUCCUGUGAAGAAAAAGAGGUCUCUGAGGACUCCACAGUUUGGGGCCAGGACUUUGAACAAGAGAGAAAAGCUAUUGAUAAAUUAGAUACUGUGUUAGAAAAAAGUGAGGAACAAGCUGAUGCUAAAGAAGUAUCUUUUCCUGAAGAUACUGAACAUGAAAUAAAGCUUGGUUCAGAGCUAGUAGAUGUUAAUGAUAAAACUCUAGUUGAGCCAGAAAAAAAUUCUUCAUUAAUUAAGAAAGAGGAAAAUGCUAUUCAUGUUGCUGCAAAUAUAGAUAAGGCAGAAUUGUCCUGCAAACCAGACUAUGAUGCUAUAAAACAUGAUAUGGAUUCUGCUGCUCGGCAAGUAGAACAGGAGUAUCAGAGUAAAUUAGGAGGUCAUAUCACGGAAUUAGUUUCAGAGCAGGAUAAAGAAGAUCCAGAGAAGAUCCUCUUUACAUUACAUCAAGAACCUGAUCUAUGUGCAAAAUUAGAAACUGAUCAUAUGAAAGAUACAACUAAACUGUCUGAAAUUGAAAUUAAGGAAAAAGGCCCUAAGCCUGAUCUGGUGCACCAAGAAGCAGUAGAUAAAGAAGAAUCGUAUGAAUCAAGUGGAGAUAAUGGUCAAGUGCAAGAGGGAUUGUCUGGAGAAAUUUCAAAGCCACACGAGGACAAAAUACAACGAGAAAGCCCAUCUUUGCCAGAGGAAGAACAGGCAGCACAUUUUCCAUCAGGACAAUCUGCUACAGAAAAAAGUAUAUCGAAAGUUAUUCAAGAAGAAACAACAGAAACUCAAAUGGAGAGCAUAAUAGAGCAUAAAGUAGAUCAGGUAGAUAAUGUGGCGAUAACUGGCACUGAGAAUGUUGAAAAGUUACCCCAUGAUUUAAAAUAUGAGAAAGAAAAAGAAAAAGUGGAAGAAGAACAAAAGGAAGAGAUUAAGCAAAUAGAAGAACAAAAGGGAGAGAUUAAGCAAAUAGAAGAACAAGAGGAAGAAGAAAAACAAACAAAAGAGGAAAUCAAGCACAGGGAAGAACAUGAAAAAGAGAUUAAAAAUGUAGAACAACAUGAAGACAUUAAACCUGUGAAACAAGAUGAAGUAGAGAUUAAGAAAGAUGAAUAUGAAGAAAAGAUUAAGCAAAAAGAAGAGGAAGAGAUCAAGCAAGCAGAAGGACCAGAGGAGGAAAAAGAUCAAGAAGAGGAAACCAGUAAGCAAACGAGUAAAGAAGAGGACUUGGAGAGACCCAGUGAAGAAGUAUGUAAAGCUAUCCCUGUGGAGAUACCUGAGCUUAAAGGAGUAAUAGAAUCUGUUGUUACAGUUGAGGAUGAUUUCAUUACAAUUGUACAGACAACCAUUGAUGAAGGAGAAGCCAAUUCCCACAGUGUUCGCUUUGCUGAAACUGCACAGGCUGAAACAGGCGGAGAAGCUUUCUGUACUGAAAAGCUGGAUAUGGAGGCAGAGAUUAUUGCUCAUGUUGAAGCAGACUCAGAAGAAAAGUCUUCGGAACCUCCUGGAUCAGCUGAACAGGAAGAAAUCCCAGGAACUGAUUACAAGACAGAAAUAUAUGACGAUUAUAAAGAUGAAACAACGAUUGAUGACUCCGUCCUGGAUACCGACAGCAUAUGGGUGGAUACACAAGAUGAUGAUAGGAGCAUCAUGACAGAACAGUUAGACACUGUUCCUAAAGAGGAGAAAUCAGAGAGAGAAUUGCGGAGACCAUCUCUUGAUAAACAUAAAAAAGAAAAGCCUUUAAAAACUGGGAGAGGCAGGAUUUCUACUCCUGAAAGAAAAAUAGCUAAAAAGGAACCUAGCACAGUCUCCAGAGAUGAAGUGAGAAGGAAAAAAGCUGUGUAUAAGAAAGCUGAACUUUCUAAAAAAGCUGAAGUUCAGGCUCACUCUCCCUCCAGGAAAAUCAUUUUAAAACCUGCUAUCAAACAUACUAGACCAACUCAUCACUCCUGUGUUAAGCGGAAGCAGACAGCUGCUGGUGGUGAAAUAAACCAGACGCCUGGGGUGUUUAAGCAAGCAAAGGAAAAACUUUCGACUUCUUCUUUGUCAAAGAUUCCUGCCUCAAAGGUUAGAGCAAAGUCAUUGCUUCCUCCAAGACCCAACUCUGCUUGUUCACUAAUCACCACUAAAAAAGUUGUUUUGCGCAGUAAAGACAAUUAUAUUGCGUGGCCCUCUUCAGCGGGCCCAAGAGACUAUUCAAAAACAGCUCAGGAUGGAAUAACCAAGAGUCCUGAAAAGCGCUCCUCUUUACCAAGACCUUCUUCCAUUUUACCCGCCCGAAGAGGUAUCUCAGCAGACAGAGAACGAGAUGAAAAUUCUUUCUCCCUGAACAGCACCAUCUCAUCCGUACGACGAACUACAAGAUCAGAGCCUAUUCGAAGCCGAACAGGAAAAAGUGGUACAUCAACUCCAACUACUCCAGGAUCAACUGCCAUCACUCCUGGAACCCCACCUAGUUAUUCCUCUCGAACCCCAGGAACACCUGGGACCCCUAGUUAUUCCAGAACCCCACAUACACCGGGUACUCCCACAUCUGCAAUUCUGGUACCCACUGAGAAAAAAGUUGCUAUCAUACGCACACCUCCGAAAUCUCCAGCAACCCCUAAGCAACUUCGUCUGAUUAAUCAACCUCUACCAGAUCUCAAGAAUGUCAGGUCCAAAGUUGGGUCAACAGACAACAUCAAGUAUCAGCCUAAAGGGGGGCAGGUUAGGAUUUUAAGCAAGAAGAUUGAUUUUAGCGAUGUACACUCCAGAUGUGGUUCAAGAGAUAACAUCAAACAUUCAGCAGGGGGAGGAAAUGUGCAAAUUGUAACCAAGAAGAUAGACUUGAGUCAUGUGACUUCUAAAUGUGGUUCCCUGAAGAAUAUCCGUCAUAGGCCAGGAGGGGGUCGAGUGAAAAUCGAAAGUGUGAAACUGGAUUUUAAAGAAAAGGCUCAAGCCAAGGUUGGCUCACUUGACAAUGCUCACCAUGUGCCUGGAGGAGGUAAUAUUAAGAUUGACAGCCAGAAACUCAAUUUCCGAGAGCAUGCAAGGGCCCGUGUGGACCAUGGCGCUGAAAUCAUCACCCAAUCUCCUGGCCGAUCAAGUGUGGCUUCCCCUCGGAGGCUCAGCAACGUCUCCUCCUCUGGCAGUAUCAACCUGCUUGAAUCUCCUCAACUUGCCACCCUGGCUGAAGAUGUCACUGCAGCCCUUGCUAAACAGGGCUUAUGAAUUUGCUUUGUUAGCAGUGUUUGAAGUUACAAUAUUUAGGCAUGAUUUCUUGCCAGGAAUGGGCUCUGAGCAGGUGUUAACAUUCAUUCUUUACUAUGUCUAAAAUUAAGUCACAUCCCAAGACUGUAGUAAUCAUAAAAUAAAAACUGGGGGAAAGAUCCA
Pantherophis guttatus is the source of this 6758-nucleotide messenger RNA. RefSeq names its product microtubule associated protein 2 (gene MAP2). Gene Ontology annotation, biological process: neuron projection development; microtubule cytoskeleton organization. Lineage: Eukaryota; Metazoa; Chordata; Lepidosauria; Squamata; Colubridae. Gene Ontology annotation, molecular function: microtubule binding. The record is from RefSeq and is a predicted model, not a curated record. Gene Ontology annotation, cellular component: neuron projection.